Messenger RNA from Helianthus annuus (common sunflower), 1617 nucleotides. RefSeq lists its product as uncharacterized. NCBI's taxonomy places the organism in Eukaryota, Viridiplantae, Streptophyta, Magnoliopsida, Asterales, Asteraceae. The transcript is spliced from 4 exons. Gene Ontology annotation, molecular function: nucleic acid binding. Gene Ontology annotation, biological process: DNA integration. The record is from RefSeq and is a predicted model, not a curated record. Bases 1 to 1617 code for a protein of 538 amino acids.
AUGGAAAAACUGGUUCUUGCGCUACUACACGCCUCUCGAAGGCUGCGCCGGUACUUCACAGGCCAUGUGAUAACUGUGCUUACAAACUUCCACAUCGGCACUAUACUGCAAAAGCCUGAGACAUCAGGCAGGUUGGCAAAAUGGGCCAUUGAACUAGGAGGCCAUAAUAUCUUGUACAGGCCACGUCCAGCCAUUAAGGGUCAGGUCCUAGCCGACUUCAUCACAGAAGUGCCGGCCGAUAAAAUCAAGGAGUGCGAGCUGAUAGAGACUCCCGAGAAAGAGGCAACAGAUGAAACUUGGAUGCUUUACACCGACGGGGCAUCAAAUGAAGAUGGCGCGGGAGCAGGAUUGCGCCUGGGAGAAGUCAUGGCUUUGUAUCUGGAACAAGCGAAAGAAUUGCUCCAACAAUUCAAAUCUCACAAGGUUAUACACAUCAAUCGCUCCGAAAACAAGCCAGUUGAUGCCUUGAGCAAGCUUGCCUCGACCUCCUUUCAACAUCUUGCCAAAGAUGUAAGGAUAGAGGUACUCAAGAAUCCAUCGGUGCUGCUGCGACAAGUGAACGUGAUCGAAACGGGCCAACCUUCAUGGAUGACCCCGAUAAUCCAGUACUUGCAAGAAGGGGUACUCCCUGAAAACAAAGCGGAAGCGAGGAAGAUCCAAAACAAAGCCCUACAAUAUGAAAUGAACGGCGGUAUUUUGUACCGAAAGUCCUUCCUGGGGCCACUACUGCGCUGUGUGGACCCCCAGGAUGCGAACUACCUGAUAAGGGAGAUCCAUGAGGGGAUCUGCGGCAUUCACUCCGGGCCACGGAUGGUUGUCGCAAAGAUCAUGAGCGCCGGUUACUACUGGCCUGGUAUGCAUGUAGACGCGCUGAAGGAGAUCCGCAAAUGUGACUCUUGCCAGAGGCAUUCUCCAAAAACACUGCGCCCCAAGAACGAUCUUAUCCCUGUAUCCACUGCAUGGCCCUUCCAGCAGUGGGGAAUUGACAUGGUGGGACCCUUCCCGGAUGCUCCCGGCGCCGUAAAAUUCAUCAUAGUUAUUUCACAAAACAAUGGCACCAACUUUGCAUCGGAAGAUCUCAAGAAGUGGAUGAAAGAGAUGAAAAUUGAACACACUUUCACAUCUGUUGCGCACCCCCAAGGCAACGGACAAGUGGAAAGCGUGAACAAAUGCAUUGUCGAGGGAAUAAAGGCCAGAUUGGGGACAAGGCGACGAGGAUGGGUUGAUGAGCUCCCUAGCAUCCUAUGGGCUCAUCGAACUAUGCCUAAAACGAGUACCGGCGAGACCCCUUUUAGCUUGGUUUAUGGCUCAGAGGCGGUUAUCCCGGCGGAGAUUGGCUUACCCUCACCACGCAUGACAGCGGUCAACACAAUUGACAAUGAAGCGGAAAGACGUCUUGACUUGGACUUGUUAGAAGAAAGGCGCGAAAUCGCGCGAAUCAAAGAGGCCAAGUACAAGACCCAGCUAGAAAGGUACUACAACACAAGGCGCGAAACACUCCAGCAUUUUAAAAAUUUGUUGACAAGAACCGCCUCCAAGGUCCUCCGCGAACAAAGCGCGAGACCGGGCGGUCACCUUUUACUUAAAAGACACUUCCAUUUAUUCGAGCUAAUUUAA